Neurospora tetraspora is the source of this 535-nucleotide messenger RNA. RefSeq lists its product as uncharacterized. The record is from RefSeq and is a predicted model, not a curated record. The transcript is spliced from 2 exons. Lineage: Eukaryota; Fungi; Ascomycota; Sordariomycetes; Sordariales; Sordariaceae. Bases 80 to 397 code for a protein of 105 amino acids.
GUCAACACAAUCUUACAAAAUUUAAGAAGCGCACCCAUUGUAUCCGCUGCAAUCUUGAACCAACGCAAAUCACCAAAACAUGGUCAUGCUCCGCUUCGCAACCCUUCUGGCUAGCGCAGCGGCCAUCCUCUUGUCGACCGCUGAGCUUGUUCAUGCCGAAAUCAAGGGUUGUCCUUACAGCUACAGCGUCUGUGGUUGGGAUCUUAUCAAAAGUGGUACAACCGAACAAGACCUCAUCGCCAUCCUCCAAAGCUACAAGCAGCCAACUGACCCCUCACAUAUCUAUGAUUCUCUCUACGUUUGCUUCAAGCAGGGUCAAGUUGGAUGGGAUAAAUGGUGUGGAGGACCGUACAAAUGCGGAACGAUGAAGUUCCCGCCUUUUGGUACUUGUCUGUAGAGUUGAGGAAGGGAGUUUGCUUGGACGGGACUGAGUUGGUUGACUGUUGACGACUACCUAGACAAUUCCCAAUCUCAGAGUGACAGCAGCCUUGAUAAACUCUUUCUCUACCAUACACAAUCACAUACGACCAUACCC